GUUUUGUUUUGUCAACCGGCGGACUUGAUGCGCCAUGCAGUCACAGGUUUGAAGGGGAGGGGGGGAAGGAGGAAAGAAAAAAAAAAAUCUAACAGCUGUGGAUAAGGCCGCGGCUUGGAUUCAGGAAUUCAGCUGGGAAGAAUUAUAAACAUAUUAUCGGACGUAUAAAAUAAUAGUCGGUGAAUAAUUAUGGAGGAGAAGAAGGAGGAGGGCGAAGCGGAGAUCCAGGAGCACGGACCCGAGCACUGGUUCUCCAAAUGGGAGCGGCAGUGCCUGGCUGAGGCCGAGCAGGACGAGCCGAGUGAAGAGGAACCGGAGCAGAGCCGGCAGAAGCUGUGGCACCUCUUCCAGAACUCCGCCACGGCGGUCGCGCAGCUUUACAAAGAUCGAGUGUGUCAGCAACAGGGGCUUUCUCUUUGGGUCCCUUUUCAAAAUGCUGCUACUGCUGUCACCAACCUUUAUAGAGAGAGUGUGGAAGCGCACCAGCGCAGCUACGAGCUCGGCAUUCAGAUUGGCCAUCAGCGGCGCAACAAGGACGUUCUCGCCUGGGUGAAGAAGAGGAGGCGGACCAUCCGGCGUGAAGACCUCAUCAGCUUCCUGUGUGGCAAAGCCCCGCCCCCACGGAGCUCCCGGGCUCCACCCAGAAUCGCCAUGGCGCCGUCCUCGGAGACGAGCUCGUCCGUCGAGACAGACCUGCAGCCGUUUAGGGAGGCCAUCGCUCUGCAUGGCUUGAGCGGGGCCAUGGCGAGUAUAAGCAUGCGCUCCGGAGCACCGGGAUCGCCCACACACCUGAGCGCAGGCUCCACCCCCGGGCGUCGUAGAAACGGUCUCCACGACGUCGACUUGAACACCUUCAUCGCUGAGGAGAUGGCGCUCCACCUGGACAACGGCACCCGCAAGCGGAGCUCCGCCCAGUGUAGUGAUGUCAUUACAGACUCGCCCACCCACAAACGUAACAGGAUGAUCUGAGCCGUCUCGAGUUGACACAAAAAAGGAAAAGAAAAGAUUAAGAGAAAGUAAAACAAACUAAACAGCCACUUGUCAGUCAUCCUCCCAUCUUUACUCCGAACGGGAGAACCAAGCGGGAGGCGGAGCUCAGAGCAAAGUGCCCUUCCAUGCAAUUAUGUCUACAUACAUACACACACACCGUUAAUUCACUUUUCUGUUUGCGUUGAACGUCCGAGCGUGUACUUGUACUGCGGGAGAAGUGUGUGUGUGUGUGUGUGUGUAAGUGGUGUGAGUGAUGCUAUGAAUGUGAGGGUGUGUUUUUGGUCGUGUGUGUGUGUGAGGGGGAGGGAGGGAGUGGGAGAGAGAGAGAGAGACCUGCCUCCUCCAAGCAGCACCUGUCACUGCCCCAGCUCAGCUACCACACUGUGGCUUAAAGACAAACAAGUGUUUUUAUUAUUAUUUUAAAUUUAAAUAUUAUUUACAAUGUUAUUUUAUUUCAUUUUUAUUUUUUGCUGCUCAAGAAGCAGGCACUAGUGCUCCGUACACAGCAUUUACUGAACGUGACCCAGAAUCACCUUUUUGUAAUGAUUUAUUUUAAAAUUUUUCUUUAACUGUGAAGUUCCCAUCCUUCUCAUGAGUUCAUUCUGUAGUCUUCUUCCACUCCUCGUUCUCUCAUUUUCCUCCUCUUCCUCAGCACAUCUCCGGUGUAACAUUUAUGAAAUGUAAAUAACAGUAGGUGCUGACAUAGACUUGUGGUACAUAUUGUAAAAAAGAGCUGUGCAGAGACCAUUGAAUUGUUAAUGUACAAUAAUGAUUCUUGCAUUAAAGAAAUGAAGCUUUUAACUAAA
Neoarius graeffei (lesser salmon catfish) is the source of this 1796-nucleotide messenger RNA. It is a transcript of the gene hapstr1b, whose product is annotated as HUWE1 associated protein modifying stress responses b. The transcript has 4 exons. Bases 190 to 969 code for a protein of 259 amino acids. Lineage: Eukaryota; Metazoa; Chordata; Actinopteri; Siluriformes; Ariidae. The record is from RefSeq and is a predicted model, not a curated record.